CUAGUGUGUGUAUUUGUGUUUCCAGUGUUACUGGUUUACCUCUCAGACUUGAGAAGAUGAGUGAUUCAGAAGAAGAAGAGGACAGAUCAAAGUCUCCAGUCUCCAGCUGUCCCUCUAUGGAGAGUGACCGGAGUAAAGGGCAACCUCCAGACUUCAGUAAUGAACCUGGACCCUCAGACACAAAAGAGAAGAGAAAGAGGAGUCAUGUUUCUGAGGAGGAGCAGCCGUCCUGCUGUGCUUUGUGUCAGGACAUCCUGAAGGAUCCGGUCUCUACCAGUUGUGGACACUGGUUCUGCAGACAGUGCAUCACCUCAUACUGGGACCAGUCUGCUUCACCAGGAGACUCCACCUGUCCUCAGUGUGGAGAAAGAUCCAGAACAAGAGCUGAGCUGCAGUCAGCCAGUGAGACCAGCACUGCACAAGCAGCUGGUGGUCUUCAGGAGGUUUUAGAUGAACAUAAGAUCAGUCUGAAGACGAGAUGUGAACAUGUGACUGAAGGAAGUGAUGGAACAGAAAGUGGAACCCUCCUCAACAGGAUCUACACUGAGCUCUACAUCACAGAGGGACAGAGUGAAGAGGUUAAUACCCAACAUGAAGUGAGGCAGCUGGAGAUAACUUCCAAGAAGAAGACCGUCCAUAACACUCCAAUCAAGUGCCAGGACAUCUUUAAAGCCUUACCUGACCAACAGGGACACAUCAGAGUGGUUCUGAUGAACGGCAUCGCUGGCGUUGGAAAAACCUUCUCGGUGCAGAAGUUCAGUCUGGACUGGGCAGAGGGUUUGGAGAACCAAGAUGUCAGUGUGGUGGUUCUGCUUUCGUUCAGGGAGCUGAACUUGAUCAGAGAUGAGCAGUACAGUCUUCUGGAGCUGCUCCAUGUUUUCCAUCCAACAUUACAGAAGGUCCCAGCAGAGAAGCUCACUGACUGUAAACUUCUGUUCAUCUUUGACGGCCUGGAUGAAAGCACACCUUCACUGAAUUUCAACAACAAGACGGUUGUGUCUGAUGUCACACAGAAGUCAUCGGUUAGCGUGCUGCUGACAAACCUCAUCCAGGGGAAUCUGCUUCCCUCUGCUCUCAUCUGGAUAACUUCCCGACCUGCAGCAGCCAAUCAGAUCCCUCCUGCAUGUGUUCACAGGGUGACAGAAAUACGAGGCUUCACUGACGCCCAGAAGGAGGAGUACUUCAGGAGGAGGGUCAGUGAUGAAGAGCGGUCAAGCAGAAUCAUCUCACACAUCCAGACAUCUAGGAGCCUCCACAUCAUGUGUCUGAUCCCAGUCUUCUGCUGGAUCACUGCUACAGUUCUGGACCACAUGUUGACUACAGAGCAGAGAGGAGAGCUGCCCAAGACCCUGACUGACCUGUACUCACACUUCCUGCUGGUUCAGACCAAGAAGAAGAAGAAGCAGAAGUAUGCUGAGAGACAUGAGACGAGUCCAGAGGAGCUGAUGGAGGCUGACAGAGAAGUUCUUCUGAAGCUGGGGAGGCUGGCGUUUGAACAGCUGCAGGAAGGAAACAUCAUGUUCUACCAAGAAGACCUAGAGCGCUGUGGUCUGGAUGUCACAGAGGCCUCGGUGUACUCAGGAGUUUGUACAGAGAUCUUCAAAACAGAGAGUGUGAUCUUCCAGAAAACAGUCUACUGCUUCGUUCAUCUGAGCGUUCAGGAGUUUCUGGCUGCAGUCUACCUGUUCCACUGUUACACCACCAGGAACACAGAGGUACUGAGGACUUUCUUUGGGAGAGACUGGUAUAAUCAAUCAUCCCUGGAUGACUUCUUGAGGAGAGCCAUGGUGAAAUCCCUAGAAAGUAAAAAUGGUCACCUGGACCUUUUUGUCCGCUUUCUCCAUGGCCUCUCUCUGGAGUCCAACCAGAGACUGUUAGGAGGCCUGCUGGGUCAGACAGACAACAGACCGAAAAUCCUCCAGAGAGCCAUUGAUAACCUGAAGGUGAUGAACAUGCACAAUAUGUCUCCUGACAGAAGCAUCAACAUCUUCCACUGUCUGACAGAGAUGAACGACCUCUCAGUACAUCAGGAGAUCCAACAGUUCCUGAAGUCAGAGAACAGAUCAGAGAAGGAACUCUCUGAGAUCCAAUGCUCAGCUCUGGCUUACAUGCUGCAGAUGUCAGAGGAGGUUUUGGAUGAGCUGGACCUGCAAAAGUUCUACACAACAAAUCAGGGACGAAGGAGGCUGAUUCCAGCUGUGAGGAACUGCAGAAAGGCUCGGCUUUGUGGAAAAACUCACUGUGACGUCGUGGCCUCAGCUCUAAAGUCCAACCCCUCCCACCUGAGAGAGCUGGACCUGAGUGGAAACAACCUGGAUGAUUCAGAAGUGAAGCAGCUGUGUGAUGGACUUCAGAGCCCAAACUGUAAACUGGAGACUCUGAGAUUGAGAUGGUGCAAUUUGUCAGAGCACAGCUGUGCUUCUCUGGCCUCAGCUCUGAAGUCCAACCCCUCCCAUCUGAGAGAGCUGGACCUGAGAGACAACAAGCUGCAGGAUUCAGGAGUGAAGAAGCUGUGUGAUUUUCUGGAGAAUCCACACUGCAGACUGGAGACUCUGAGAUUGAGUCGCUGCAGUUUGUCAGAGAUCAGCUGUGCUUCUCUGGCCUCACCUCUGAAGUCCAACCCCUCCCACCUGAGAGAGCUGCAGCUGAGUCUCAACGAGCUGCAGGAUUCAGGAGUGAAGCAGCUGUGUGAUUUUCUGGAGAGUCCACACUGCAGACUGGAGACUCUGGGAUUGGAUGGCUGCAAUUUGACAGAGAUCAGCUGUUUUUCUCUGGCCUCAGCUCUGAAGUCCAACCCCUCCCAUCUGAGAGAGCUGGAGCUGAGCUUCAACGAGCUGCAGUAUUCAGGAAUAAAGCCACUCUCUGAUCUUGUGGAGAGUCCAAACUGCAGACUGAAGACUUUGGGAUUUUGUAACUGCAGUUUGCCAGGGAUCAGCUCUCCUUCUCCGCUCUCACCUCUGAAGUCCAAAGUUUUCCAUCUGAGAGAGCUGCAGCUGAAUGACAAAGACCUGCAGGAUUCAGGAGUGAAGCAGCUCUCUGAUCAUGUGGACAAUUCAAACUGCAGACUGGAGACUCCUAGGACCGAUGGCAUGUUGAUCAAAGCUGAGAAACCAAAACAAAGUGAGGAGAGAGUCCCAGCAGAGGACAGCAUCCAAGCAGAUGAUGAUUGAAACUGAAGGCUUUGGUGGGGCUCUAAAUUGGCUUUACCUGAUGGUGGCUGACAAUGUGUGUAUAGGCCCAUUGCAAAAGAAAAUCUGGCCAGACGCAGCUGUCAGCCUUCUUGUCAAUGAUUCAAUAGUUAAAAGUUGGACUUGGUCUUUCACUUCAUCAGUAAUAUAAAUUGAAGUGAUAACAUUUUGUUGACAAUUUCCAACACAUUUAUGCCUAUUUUCUGCACAGCAUUCUGUUAAAUGAAAGUGGGUUGUUGCAUCUUAAAGUACUUUCUGCCUUUUUUCUACCAGGCUGAUUUUUGAACAGGCUAAUUACUGAAGAAAAACUUUACCGAUAUUACAGAGGUACAUUGGAUACACUUAACAUCACGCAAACUAUGCAACAUGAAAUACAUAAAUAAUCAAGUUAUUGUGCUACAUGAAGCUUAGAGAAGUAAUAUUGCUGCUUAU
Molecule: messenger RNA, 3620 nt
Organism: Centropristis striata (black sea bass)
Lineage: Eukaryota; Metazoa; Chordata; Actinopteri; Perciformes; Serranidae
Product: NACHT, LRR and PYD domains-containing protein 12-like
Exons: 11
Coding region: 57-3170 (1037 amino acids)
Molecular function (GO): protein binding
Source: RefSeq, a predicted model, not a curated record